AUGAGUCAGCGGACGCAGCGCCGGGGGGGGAUUCACGUGGACCAGUCGGACCUGCUGUGCAAUAAGGGAUGCGGUUACUAUGGCAACGCGGCUUGGCAGGGCCUGUGCUCUAAGUGCUGGAGGGAGGAGUACCAGCGGGUACGACAGAAACAGAUCCAGGACGACUGGGCCUUGGCAGAAAAGUUGCAGCGGGAGGAGGAGGCCGCGUAUGCCAGUAGUCAGGGAUCACAGACACAGUCCACAGCAGCACAGCCCCCCCCGGGGCACGCCUCUCUGGGACCCUUCUCCAAGUUUGAGGAGAAGAAGACCAACGAGAAGACACGGAAAGUGACCACUGUUAAGAAGUUCUUCAGCCCUUCGUCACGCACUGCUACCAAGAAAGAAAACCAAGAGGGCAAGACGCCCAGUCCGUCAAUCAGCCGUCACGCCAGCUUCGAGACGGACCAGGUGUCCAAAGACUUUGUGGACUUUCUGAAAAACCUCCAGAAGCCCGGCCGGGAAAUCCAUAAGCAGUGCCGAGCCUUCAUCGUCAGCAUGUCAAACAAGAAGGAUCUGGGCGCUGACGAGCUGUCGGAGUGCGUUCAGGAUUUCUACCAAAACUUGGCCGACCGCUUGAUGGGUCCCUUUAAAGGCUCGUCAGAGUCUGUGGAGCAGGUGAUGGACCAGGUGGAGAAGUACAUAAUGACUCGUCUGUAUAAGAGCGUGUUCUGCCCAGAAACCACUGACGAUGAGAAGAAAGACUUGGCCACACAGAGCAGGAUAAGGGCGUUGCACUGGGUCACCAUCCAGAUGCUGUGCGUGUCGAUGGAUGAAGAGAUCCCCGAGGUCUCGGAGAAUGUGGUCAAAGCAAUCACAGACAUCAUCGAGAUGGACUCGAAGAGGGUUCCUCGGGACAAACUCGGGUGCAUCACGCACUGCAGUAAGCAGAUCUUCAGCGCCAUCCGGACCACCAAGAACGAGCCGGCCUCGGCUGACGACUUUCUCCCCGCGCUCAUUUACAUCGUGCUCAAAGCUAACCCUCCUCGACUUCAGUCCAACAUCCAGUACAUCACCCGCUUCUGUAACCCCAGCAGGCUGAUGAGCGGAGAGGAUGGAUACUACUUCACCAACCUGUGCUGUGCAGUGGCCUUCAUCGAGAAGUUGGACGCCCAGUCUCUCAACCUUUCCCCAGAGGAAUUUGAGCGCUACAUGUCCGGCCAAGCCUCGCCUCGAUGCAGCAGCUCGGAGGGAGACCGGGCCCACGGCGACCCGGCACCGACCGCCACCAACCCGGCCCUGGCCCAGCUCAAUCGCAACCUGGAGGUGCUGUCGGGCCUCAGCAGCCGGCAGGAGUCGCUGAUGGAGGCCGCUCGCAGCCUGCAGGCCGACCUCCUGGCCUGGCCCCAGAGCGUGCAGCGGGAGGUCAACGGCAUCCUGGAGAAAUACCCGCUCGAGGUUCUGUCUCGCACCGUUUCCGCCAUCGAUGCCAACAACGUGGACAAUGACAACCUGCCACCGCCCCUCACGCCCCAGGUGUUUGCUGGGUAGUGGACGGAAAUCUCACAAGCAACGACGGUACUCCUGCUUUGAAAAGGCAGCUUUUUGAGUUUGAUGGUAACAUCCCAUACGCACUGAUUUGCUGAAUAGUUUGGAGCUUCUUCUGCACUUUAAACGACGCCCGGUCGCACCAGAAUUUGUAAAAGAUAAAUUUUGCAGCAAAAUCGGAUAAUUUUUAUGAAAUCGCAGCGAUUAUAGGGGGCAAAAUAAAUCUGCAUGAAUCCCACUGAUCAAAUGCAAGUUGUAUGGACAGUGUAGAGUUUCGAGUCUGAGAAUCGGAGAGAGUCCAAAAUGACAAUAAUGCAGCUUAUUAAUUGUGUUCAGCGCUCAAAAGUAAUCUGUACAAUUUUGAGGUGCUUGUAGAUUACUUGAACAUUUCAUUUUAUGCCACUUUGACACUUAUACUAUUCUGUAUAUGUCACUACAUUUUAGAGGAAGUAUUGUCCUUUUUACUCCACCUAAUUUAUUUGGUAAACUUAGUUAAUUAUUGCAGAUUAAGAUUAAUAACACAAAAUAUUAUCAACUCAACAAAUAUUACGCUGAUUAUUACAGGUUAAAGUACCCAGCUAUAAUUAAA
This is a messenger RNA of Etheostoma cragini (Arkansas darter), 2113 nucleotides long. It is a transcript of the gene rabgef1, whose product is annotated as RAB guanine nucleotide exchange factor (GEF) 1. Gene Ontology annotation, molecular function: guanyl-nucleotide exchange factor activity; DNA binding; zinc ion binding. The transcript is spliced from 8 exons. Bases 1 to 1527 code for a protein of 508 amino acids. Gene Ontology annotation, biological process: vesicle-mediated transport. Gene Ontology annotation, cellular component: endocytic vesicle; cytosol. The record is from RefSeq and is a predicted model, not a curated record. Lineage: Eukaryota; Metazoa; Chordata; Actinopteri; Perciformes; Percidae.